This is a messenger RNA of Anoplopoma fimbria (sablefish), 981 nucleotides long. It is a transcript of the gene tmem81, whose product is annotated as transmembrane protein 81. The transcript is spliced from 7 exons. Bases 163 to 981 code for a protein of 272 amino acids. NCBI's taxonomy places the organism in Eukaryota, Metazoa, Chordata, Actinopteri, Perciformes, Anoplopomatidae. The record is from RefSeq and is a predicted model, not a curated record.
CGCCAUGUUGGAUCCUCGCUAGGAGCGCUCAGUAUGAACUCGGACUUGACACUUAUGACAUCUUUUACAAAGAAGGUGAGCUUAGUUUGACUACAGCUCCAACUGGACCUUUGGACACUGAGGCAGCAAAGUAUCAUACAAGAUUUACCAUCAAACAGCAAAAUGAAACAUGUGACUGUCAGGAUAUACCUCCUCCUCUUCCUGUUCCGCCAUCUUCUGACUUCAGUUAACCUGGAGGAGGUGGAUGAAUUGCCGGUGGAAAUCAUUGUUGACAGCUCUGCCUGCAGCGCUACCUGUGGGCUGGGCGUUAAAACUCAAACCCUUUGCUUACUAAAGGAUGGCGAGAAAGCCAUGGAAGAAGUGACAAGUAAAGAUGGUACAGAGACGGUGUCGGAGGAAUGCCGUGUCCGUAAGGUAAAGUGUCUCGAUUCGUGGCAGUGUGGACUCAGGACCAUGACUGUGACUUCAGGGCAGAGAGUGGAGAUCGACUGUCUGGGAGAAGUCAUGGAGGCGAUGGGGAGGUUCUCCUGGAGGGUUUCAUGGCGUUACGCCCGAGGAAUAAUCACCUCUGAUGACUCUCUGUUUCAUCGCUGGGAUGCUCCUCUGCUGGAUCGAGUGCUUCUGGACCCCAUCAGGGAGGAGGAUGCAGGUACUUAUCGCUGUGUCGUGCAGGAUGUCACCUUACGCAGGGUGAAGAGGGCCUACUGGGGGAUCCGAGUUUUGCCUGUCGGGGUUCUCAAUCUGGACUAUGAAAGCUCUCUGGCCCAGUGGGACUCCCCUGGAAACAAGCAGAACGAGACCGUGUCAGACCAGCAUUACUACAAGGCGGCUCUUCUUUACACAAUGCUGAUCAGUUUGAGCCUGUCAGGCGUCGGCGCUGGAUUGAUGCUGCUGGGCCUCUACUGGACAGUGAAGAGGAGAGAGCUCAAGCAAUUUGACAGAUGUUACUGUUUUUCCUUCGCUCAGCCCACAAACAAUUAA